GUAACGUUUGAGGUAAUUUGCAGCUCCGCGCCGAACGGGAGGUUGUCUUUCGUGUAUAUAAAGAACUGUGACCGUUUCAUCUCAAAUCGAGCUUAAUUAAGCGUAUAACAGGAAAUUAAAACAGAAAUAUUAGAGACGUUGAAAUGGUGCAUACAGAUCUGACAAUAGCCGUUAUGUUGAUGGGAAUCGUUUACAGAACACAGGCAGUCCCAACGGAUUCGGAGCGUUGUCAAGGAUGUACCCAGAAGAACGCCAUUGGCGUGAUGGGGUUCUUGGAUGACUGUUCCAAAUACGUUUACUGCGCCAUAGACACAAAGGGCGUCGUCCACGGCGCGGUUCGACCGUGUGCCUUUGGUAUGAAUUGGAACUUGGACAUUCUGUCGUGCGUUCUGCCGUCCAACUCGACCUGCGUCACAACAAAAGACAUUUGUAACGAAAAAUCUGACGGCAUAAGACGCCCCGGGGUGGGGAACUGUCGCGGUUAUUUGGAAUGCAAGAACGGUGAAUCUGUAGCGCUGUGCUGCCCGAUCGAUUAUUACUUCAAUGGCAUGACUGACAACUGUGAGUCCAAUAAUGGCGACCACGAAUGUAAUGAUAAAUGUUUCAAAGAAAUCACAAAAACAGUGGAGGACAAAACCACCGCGCCAAGUUCUUGUUACAAUAAGAGGCCAAUGACCGGCGUACUGAACGUAUAUGAGGAGAGCGUUAAAGGAAAGGGCUGGAUCCAGAGAAGGUGUCCAAAUGGUUUAUUAUAUCAGCAAAAAGACUGUGACUGUACGCUGCGAGUAGUUGUACAGAGGAAGUGCGAGCCCGACCUCUUCCUUUCUUUCGAAAACGGCGUCAAUGGCCAGUCCCCCGUUGUCAACUACAUCAAAAGUAAAAAUGUAAAAGUGAUUGAUGGCAAGGCAAUAUUUAAAGCCGAAAAGGGGAGUCAACUUGUCAUUCAACGUUACAAGAACUUCUGCAUGACGAGUCUAACCAUAAACUUGAAAUACUUUUCCGAUCACAAACGCCUUCCACAGAGCCAGGCAAUCAUAUCGAACAGCGACUGUGGAAUCGCCCCUUCCAUUGUGCUGACUGAAGACAGCGCUUAUGUAUAUUUCACAGUGGCAACCGAAUUGGGAGAGAGAACAUUAGCCGUUCACCAGCCAUCACAUACCAACGACAAGAACCUUGAACUUACGUAUCACAAUGGCAUUCUUUCUGGUACGGUAAACAAGCUGAAGAAAACCCUGAAAAUAAAUGGAAGUGGUAUCAAUAAAAUCCCCUGCGCCCUUCAUGUUGGCAGCGCGCAAGGGUACAGCGGACUUAACUUCACUGGGGUUAUCGACGAGCUUAGCCUGUCUCUGUGUGUGUAAUACGUGAUUACAUUUCUUACACUUUUGUUACAUUUAUACAAUACUUCUUUAUGCUUGUUUUAAGUCCUUUCUAUAGAUGUGCCAUUUAUUCUUCAAUAAUUGUCGUCUGGUUGUGCUUUCUUACGACCUUUUUAAGUGUUUAAGUUAGGGUUAAGUAGUUUCUUAUAUUUACCCUACGUUCAAAAAAAUCAUGUAGUUUUAUAUAACCUUCCGUUACAUUAUGUAUUGCCUGUUAUGAGCAAGUUACAAGACUAUAAGGCAACAUUAAAUUAAAUGCUACUUUUCAUCCCCGCAUUCCCCAUCUUUUUCCGCCGCCCUUUUAAUUUUAGUGAAUCAAAAAAUGUCGAAAUCGGUUCUGUAUUUGCCUAUAGGUCCAGUAACGCCGAGAACGACGUUUAUUUAUACCUACGGUGUCGAUGUGUUAGGACCAUGUUCGUAGUUCUUCUAAAACACAUGUGUAUAGUCCUUUAUGCCAUAAGAAAAUGCAUGAACACAUACUCAACGGUAAACCAGUCAUCUAAGGAAAAGAAACAAAUAAAAUGUCAACCCCCGUUCCAUUUACCUUUUUUUUUAAAGAAAAUCUAGCAAUUAAUUUAUAUUGGCCUAAAUGUUAUUUGCUUGCUUGUUUUGCUACAUUUGUUUGUAUCAUUAAACUGCAUUUAUUAUUCUCUUAUUUAUUCAUUUACUUCAUUGUCAAAAGCUGUAACUAAGCUUGGGCUGCUAAAUACAUGUAGCCCACUUUUCUUUCCCGCCAUGAUUUUACUGAACAAUAAAAUGCAAUUUUGAAAAAUAAACUCUGUUUGCAUUGA
Molecule: messenger RNA, 2167 nt
Organism: Mya arenaria
Lineage: Eukaryota; Metazoa; Mollusca; Bivalvia; Myida; Myidae
Product: protein PIF-like
Exons: 2
Coding region: 144-1358 (404 amino acids)
Cellular component (GO): extracellular region
Molecular function (GO): chitin binding
Source: RefSeq, a predicted model, not a curated record